AUGAAAUUGGACGAUAGAGUUGUGGAGGGUGGGAGGGCCAUAGCGGACGAGUUUGCUACUUACUUUAAGUCUGUGUACGAGCCUUGUCAGCUGGGCAGCGACGACCUGUGUCGGCGUGCGCUCCACUCACCGACCCUGCCUGGCGUCCCGUGCCUCAAUGUCUCCUGUGUCUCGUAUCAUGAUGUCCUCUCUGCACUCAAAAACCUCAAACCUAAAAGAUCUCUUGGUCCAGAUGGAAUACCGCCAUAUAUUCUAAAAGCCUGUGCAGAUUUUGGUAAUCAAGUUGAUGUUAUCUACACCGACUUCGAGAAGGCCUUCGACAAAGUUGAUCAUCUGGCUUUGCUUUCGAGAUUGAACUACUUCGGUUUUUCUGAAGGACUCUUAAAAUUCUUCUGUUCAUAUCUCAGGGGUCGAAAACAAUUUGUAUCUUUUGAGGGACACCUAUCAGAACAAUUUGAUGUAGACUCAGAUCAAGAUUAG
Messenger RNA from Macrosteles quadrilineatus (aster leafhopper), 480 nucleotides. RefSeq lists its product as uncharacterized. NCBI's taxonomy places the organism in Eukaryota, Metazoa, Arthropoda, Insecta, Hemiptera, Cicadellidae. Bases 1 to 480 code for a protein of 159 amino acids. The transcript is spliced from 3 exons. The record is from RefSeq and is a predicted model, not a curated record.